AUGACAGUGUAGAUGGCUCCUUUAAGAUUAACUGCAUUGCACUGGAUUAUAUGCCAGUGUAGACUCAUAUAAUCCAGUUCAAACUGCAUUAUAUGGCAGUGUAGGUGGAGCCUUUAAGAUUAACUGCAUUGAACUGGAUUAUAUGGCAGUAUAAAGAUGAUAGAUAGAUAGAUAGAUAGAUAGAUAGAUAGAUAGAUAGAUAGAUAAAUAGAUGAUAGAUAGAUGAUAGAAAGAUGAUAGAUAGAUAGAUAAAUAGAUGAUAGAUAGAUGAUAGAUAGUAGACAUGUCCAAAAAAUCGUUUUGAAUCGUAUAUCGGAAUUAUUUCGGAUUGUUCUCGCUUUUUGAUAUGCAUUCCGAGACAUUGUUUCACAGUGCAACCAGCAAUGUAAUUCGAACCAUUGUUGGCCCAUUCUCUAAUUGUCUCUUAAUGUUUUGUUAAUCCCCCCCCCAAAAAAAAUGUUAAAAUAUAUUUUAAAAAAUAUUUAAAAAUUCUUUUUGUUUCUGCAACCUACCUUGAAUGGGAGCUUAGCGCAGCCUAACAUGGCUGCCGCUCCCCGGCCAAUCAGAAGCUUCCACGCAAAGGUGGGGGCUAACGUCCUCUGCGUCCACAUGGAAGAUUGCCAUACAAGCCCAGUGUGUAGCGAUUGCGCAUGCGCGUCCGCCAUUUUAGAAACAUUUAGAAUCAUUACGAAUUUUCGGAAAUAUCCAAAAAUUUUGGGUGAAAAAAUCGGAAAUACUUUCUAUAGCAUCCCCUACUUUAGAAACGAGAAUUGAAGCAUUUUUUUCAUCGAUCGGACAUGCCUAAUAGAUAGAUGAUAGAUAGAUAAAUAGAUGAUAGAUAGAUGAUUGAUAGAUAGAUAGAUGAUAGAUAGAUGACAGACAGACAGACAGACAGACAGACAGAUAGAUAGAUAGAUAGAUAGAUAAUCUUUGUGGUUCUGGCUGCUAAUUUGAACAGGAACUACAACUUCCCAAUUUCUCCAAUAUAUUCUAUUUAUCAAUUGUUGAGACAAACUUUUCUCCCUCGAUGAUGAUGAUAAUGAUUCUUCCGACGCCUUUGUUGUGAUGCCGUUUUAAUGAAUGGGGAGGAAAAAAAGGAGCGAAGUGCACGCUUGUCAGAGCAUGAGCAAAGCGCGAGUCAUCCCUCCGUUGUUUAAUCACACAUGAAAUGAUAUCUGACACAGCAUCGAGGGGGAGAAGCAGCAAAUUGGGUGACAAUGGAUGGGGAGGGGGAUGCAUCCACACUGUUGACUUAAUGCACUUUGACACCACUUCAGCUGCCUUGGCUCCAUGCAAUGGGCAAGGAAGCAAAAAGGCUUUGUGAAACAACAACACCCAGGACUUGAUAGCAUCGAGGCCCCAUCAACAUUGCCAUAUAAUUCACUUCAAUGUCCUUAAUCUGCAUCCUGAACCUAUACGAGUGAAACCAUAGGAGUGUAGUAGACUCAUAUAAUUUAGUUCAAUCUGCAUUAUAUGAGUCUACACUGACCAUGAUGAUCCAAACUGCAUUGAACAGCAAUGUCGAUGGGGCCUGAGUUCAAGUAUUGCCAAACUGCAUUCAUUCUACAGUGUAGAUGCUCCCCUAGAAAGGACAUUUGCAAUCCAAUUUAGAAAUGUGAAAACAUUAAAUGCAUAGAGAUGACUAUAAUUCUCAAAGAGAUAAUAUAGGAGGAAAGAAAUGGGUGUUUGAACUGGAAUGAAUGGCCUGAGUGAUGCCAGGCCUGGAAGGGGUUGGACUAGAUGGCCUUUGGGGACCCCAACUCUAGGAUUAUAUAGUCUACACACUUUCUAAUGAUUAUAAGGCUACAUGGGCAUCUGUCAGGAGGGAUUUUGUUGCAUCUGGUCAAAAGGGAUUGGACUGGAUGGUCUUUGGAGGCCCCAACUCUAGGAUUAUAUAGCCCACAUACUUUCUAAUGACUAUGAGGCUGGAUGGCCAUCUGUUGGGAGGGAUUUAAUUGCGUCUGGCUGGAUGGGGUUGGACUGGAUGGCCUUUGGAGAUCCCUUCCAACUCUAGGAUUGUAUGAUUCAGAGGCUGAAUGGCCAUCUGUCAGGAGGGUUUGACUGUGUCUUCCUUCCUGGAUGUCAGGCUACAUUCAUUCUAGAAGCCAGACCAUCCCUUCUGUGCGUCUGGAGAUAAAACUACAAUUUAAUUUUAAGUACAAUUCCUGGGAGUGAUUGAAUAGCCAGUCCCCUGUGACCGGAUUUGUGCCGAGGGGGGAAAAUAAAUAAAUAAAAUGUCCAUGCAAAAAUUCAAAAUUAAUUGGGGCUCAUAGACGCCAAAGGGAGAGUUUCCAUCUUUUGACUCAAAGCAGAGCAUCAGAUUUCCUUUGAAAUAGAGCUUCGGGCAGCUUUCGCCUAGGCUGCUUUGGCUCAAAAUAUAAAGCCAGAUAAAAAUCAAGAAAUCAACAUCUGAGCUGGAGCAUAAAUGCACUUUGGCCCCUUCUACACUGCCAUAUAAGAUCCAGAUUAUCUGAUUUAUAUAGCAGUGUAGCCCCCUUACUUUCUAAUGACUAUAAGGCUGAAUGGCCAUCUGUCCGAAGGGAUUUCAGUGCAUCUGGCUGGAUAGGGUUGGACUGGAUGACCUUUGGGGGUUCCAACUCUAGGAUUGUAUAGCCUACACCCUUUCUGAUGACUAUGAGGCUGGAUGGGCAUCUGUUGGUUGGGAUUUCAUUGCAUCUGGCCAGAAAGGGUUGGACUGGAUGGCCUUUGGGGGUCCCAUCUCUAGGAUUCUAUAGCCCAUGCCCUUUUUAAUGACUAUGAAGCUGGAUGGCCAUCUGUUGGGAGAAAUUUAAUUCUAUCUGGCUGGAUGGGGUUGGACUGGAUGGCCUUUGGGAGUCCCAACUAGGAUUCUAUAGCCCAUGCACUUGGAUAGGGGUCCUUUUGGACUCUAGAAUUGUAUGAUUCAGAGCUUGGAUGGCCAUCUGUCGGGAAGGAUUUAAUUCAGUCUGGCUGGAAAGGGUUGGACUGGAUGGCCUUUGGGAGUCCCAACUCUAGAAUUCUAUAGCCCAUGCACUUUCUGAUGACUAUGAGGCAGGAUGGGCCUUUGUCGGGAGGGAUUUCAUCUGUCGGGAGGGAUUUCAUUGCAUUUGGCCUAAAGAGGUUGGACUGGAUGGCCUUUGGGAGUCCCAACCCUAGGAUUCUAUAGCCCAUGCACUUUCUGAUGACUAUGAGGCUGGAUGGGCAUCUGUUGGGAGGGAUUUCAUCUGUCGGGAGGGAUUUCAUUGCAUUUGGCCUAAAGAGGUUGGACUGGAUGGCCUUUGGGAGUCCCAACUCUAGGAUUCUAUAACCCAUACCUUUCUGAUGACUAUGAGCUGGAUGGGCAUCUGUCGGGAGGGAUUUCAUUGCAUCUGGCUGGAUAGGGUUGGUCUGCAUAGCCUUUAGGGGUCCCUUAUGAUUCAGAGCUUAGGUGGCCAUCUGUCGGGAGGGAUUUAAUUCCAUCUGGCCAGAAAGGGUUGGACUGGAUGGCCUUUGGGGGUUCCAAGACUUGGACUGUAUGAUUCAGAGCUUGGAUGGGCAUCUGUCGGGAGGGAUUUCAAUGCAUCUGGCUGGAUGUGGUUGGACUGGAUGACCUUUGGGGGUUCCAACUCUAGGACUGUAUAGCCUACGCCCUUUCUGAUGACUAUGAGGCUGGAUGAGCAUCUGUCGGGAGGGAUUUCGUUGCAUCUGGCUGGAGUUAGACUGGAUGGCCUUUGGGGGUUCCAAUUCUAAGAUUGUAUAGCCUACGCCCUUUCUGAUGACUAUGAGGCUGGAUGGGCCUCUGUUGGGAGGGAUUUCAUCUGUCAGGAGGGAUUUCAUUGCAUCUGUCCUAAAGAGGUUGGACUGGAUAGCCUUUGAGGGUCCCAACUCUAGGAUUGCAUAGCCCACGCCCUUUCUGAUGACUAUGAGGCUGGAUGAGCAUCUGUUGGGAGGGAUUUCAUUGCAUCUGGCUGGAUGGGGUUGGUCUGCGUAGCCUUUAGGGGUCCCGCAUGAUUCAGAGCUUAGGUGGCCAUCUGUCGGGAAAGAUUUAAUUCCAUCUGGCUGGAAAGGGUUGGACUGGAUGACCUUUGGGGGUUCCAACUCUAGGACUGUAUGAUUCAGAGCUUGGAUGGGCAUCUGUCGGGAGGGAUUUCAUUGGAUCUGGCCGGAAAGGGUUGGACUGGAUAGCCUUUGAGGGUCCCCACUCCCCACUCUAGGAUUGUAUAGUCCACGCCCUUUCUGAUGACUAUGAGGUUGGUUGGGCCUCUGUCGGGAGGGAUUUAAUUGCAUUAAAAAGGUGGGGGGGGGAUUGGGAAAGGGGGCGGAGCUUAGAACAGGAGCCCCCUCCCCUUUGGCAUGGACCUUAUAAAGCCCUGGAAAGGCGAGAAAGAGGAAAGGAGAGUGUGCUUCCAGCCUCUCUCUCUGUCUCUAUCCCGAUCCAAGCCCCCGGGGGUCCGACUAGAUGCCCUCAUGGCGGGCCCGGGUCUCCUGCGCUGGGCGCUGGCCUGGGCGCUGCUCUGGGCUUCCUCUGCCGCCUGGUACAAGCACGUGGCCAGCCCCCGAUACCACACGGUGGGGAGAGCCUCGGGGCUGCUGAUGGGGGUCCGGCGCUCGCCCUACCUCUGGAGGAGGAACCCCGCCGCCCCGGAGACCGAGAAGGAGGCCGAGCGGACCCUGAGCCUCCUCCGCGGAGACCCCGCCCCGCCGCCCCCCAGGAAGGCCGGGAAGGGGGCUUGGGCGUGGGUCUCCCCGUGGAGCCCCCCGGAGCAGCAGAGGAGGAGGAGGAGCAGGGACCCCAGACUCCACGGAGAGGGGGAGAGGAUGUUUGAGCUCACAAUCUAAGGAAACACAAGCCUGUCCUGCAGAAAAGGUGCCCAGAAAACCGCACACGCGUGUCCCCGGGAACAUGGUCCCCCUUUUCCACCUGUUUGGACUCAAUCCACUUUCCAGGAAGAAGCAAAGCGACUGCAAAACCCAUCACCCCCCCCCCCCCCCCCCCCCCCAGUUCUGGGAUGCCUGAAGAUAUUUCAAAACUCCCCCAAACAUGUCGGGAUGCAAAGCGGGAAUUUGGAGGCUCAGGUGGAGAAUAAAGCAAGGAAAUGCAUGA
Molecule: messenger RNA, 5062 nt
Organism: Anolis carolinensis (green anole)
Lineage: Eukaryota; Metazoa; Chordata; Lepidosauria; Squamata; Anolidae
Gene: npw
Product: neuropeptide W
Exons: 2
Coding region: 4312-4797 (161 amino acids)
Biological process (GO): G protein-coupled receptor signaling pathway; feeding behavior
Molecular function (GO): G protein-coupled receptor binding
Source: RefSeq, a predicted model, not a curated record